Molecule: messenger RNA, 4589 nt
Organism: Mya arenaria
Lineage: Eukaryota; Metazoa; Mollusca; Bivalvia; Myida; Myidae
Product: cartilage intermediate layer protein 1-like
Exons: 8
Coding region: 52-1827 (591 amino acids)
Source: RefSeq, a predicted model, not a curated record
GAGGAUAUCUAGUUUACACUAUUCUGUUUGAGGAAACGUAAACAUGAGAAAAUGUCAAAGAAUCAGUUUCACGAUGUUUAUGCCUACGCAAGAGAGAGUUCUCAGUCCUCAAAUUACUAUGAAAAUAACAAGUUUGGCACUUGCCAACCAGACAUGGUCGCCAAUGUGAAGCACAGACCAAGGCAGAAUGAAGAUUCGCUCACAACAGUAAAAUCAUCCAAGUCACCACAUUUCAACAAGCUGAUUGUUGCUGUUAUCGUUUCUGGUGUUCUUAUCACGGGUGCAAUCGUUGCCGUUACAGUGAAAGUGAGUAAGGUGAUGGCGAUCAGAACCCAGAACAUCUCCAAGGAACAACAAAACCAACGGCUCCAACAGCACCAAUCACAUCAUCAACGGCUACAAAGGCAACCACGACAACCUCAAAUACGUCUCUUUAUGGGGAGUGGACCACGUGGGCUGGAUGGGGAAAUUGUGAACAAACUUGUGGAGGAGGUACUCAGAUUCGCACGAGAACGUGUUCGAAAUCGCACAGUGAUGACCUGGACUGCGUCGGAUCGUCAUCACAACAGCAAACAUGCUCAACUUGGGACUGCCCUGGUAAACCUACUUGACUGCAGUCGGGUCUGUACAUCUGGAACCCUGAGUCAAGACUGCACUAUUUGUGAGUGCUCGAACAUUAUUGAGGGACGGGUAAUUGUUAACUCGUCAGGCGAUCCUAUCAGCAACGCAAACAUAUAUUCGGCGUCUGCACCAACAAAUCUUCUUACAACGAGCGAUUCAAUAGGAUUCUUCACCCUGAACACAACUUGUGACGAUUCAGAAGUUUAUGUGACGCGCGAGGGCUUCCAAGAUGUAACAACAGUAUUAUCAACCACAAAUACAGACGUAGUAAUGGACGUGGAAGUUCUUCCGUACUUAAUCCAAGAACCAAAACCAAGACAGCGACUUAUUGGCGAAAACUUCACUCUUUGUUGUUUGGCAACUGGAAAGCCACCGAUAUCAUAUUACGAAUGGUUUAGAGACUCGUUAUUUUUGGAUCCAAGUUUGUAUCCGGACGGAAGAGAGUUGUCUCUGCAAAAUUUGGAAUCCAUGGACAGCGGUGUUUACACAUGCCGAGCAAAUAGUCCAGUAGGGUCUGUAAUGUCACCAGAAGCUAAACUAACUGUUGAAGAGACACCAGAUGCAUUUUGUGCUGAUGCUUUUCAAAGCAAGACGUUCGCUUUACCUGAUGAUUGUGUCCAGUCUUUAACCAACAGCGCGGCCUAUGAAGUUGGUGACUGUGUGGCAACAAAAUGUCGGGGAUACAAUGACUUAAACUCGGACCUAAAAUGUGGAAAAGAUGCGGUUUCUUGUUGCACUGUUGGCGAAAUGAAAUUUGAAACUGUCCAAUGUUCCGACUAUGAAUUACAGGUUUUGGUGGUAAAGUCCUGUGUUUGCGGAUAUUGCGCAACGAGUUCAUUGAAAAUAACUGGCACUGUUCUUUCGUUUGAUGACAACGAGGCCAUUAAAUACUCCGAAAUAUACGUUAACAAUAAUUACGAAACCUUUACCAAUAGUUUAGGUAAUUUUUACCUGACACUGUCGGAACAAACGGAUCGAGUUACGAUUAGCGUUUACGAUAAUUUCAUUCAACAAUAUCUCCCGGCAGUGAAUGGUUAUUACUUUACCGAAGAUAUGCAUGGAUCCCUCAGUGUCACCAUUCAGAUGGUAAAAAAACCGCACCCCAUUUAUCUAGAUUCAACAACGCCUAAUUCACUGACUGUUAACUGUAGAGGGAACACCGUCAGUAGAAUUAGCACUACCUGCAAACUCGUUUUAUUAUCCUAAUGGUACGCAAUUCAAUGGAACAGUGUCUGCUCUUUUCAAAUACUUCAAUCCAACCAACGAUUCUGAUUUAGACACUAUGCCAGGGGAGUUUAGGUACGUUGAUGAAGAAGGUCAAACUGGUGAAUUGGAUUCUCUCGGUAUAUUUAGCCUUGAAUUUAACGAUGAAAGCGGAAACAAUGUGAUUGUCAAUAAAGUUAUUGAUGUGUAUAUACCAUCCGAACUUGAAGCUAAUGGUACAUUUGAGCUCUGAAAUCUGAAUUUAGAGUCCGGAGGUUGGGAUGUAUUAUCAACGGGUACGAGUCAACGAAGAAGGAAAAAGCGAGGCUGGUCUCCGAUAUUGGUGGGCGAAAUUGACAGUAGUCGCUUAAGAUCAAAGUUCAUAAAUAUUGAUCGACGGCGUAGGCGAUCGGACACAUGCUACGUGAAAUCUAGAAUCUAUAAGGAACCCGAUUUUCUUGAAAACGAGAUAGACACUAAACGAUAUGCAACUAUACAGACAAACAUUGUUGAAGGAAGUGUUCUGUUGCGCUUCUAUGACGGUUUUCGAUAUCCAGAAUCGUUUUGUCACACAACGCUAUGUCCUGAUCUUGACGGGUAUGUUGCGAUUAAGUAUUUCGAGCAAUCUGGGUACGAAUAUCUUUUCGCGGGAAAGCCAUUAGUUUCAUCAAGCAAUCUGAAUUAUUCAAUCCUAAAUGGUUUUACCAAAGACGUGAGCGUUUUAAAAAUACGUCAUAAAUCAACCACGAGUGGUCCAUUUUAUGACGACUUAAAAACGUGUGAGGCAUCUAAUAUUAACCAGUCACAUCUGCGUUUCUUCCACAAGGAAUUGGAUAAGGUGUUUAUCACAAAUCCAAUAUACAACCCCCCACAACCCAUAAAACCAGAUCUAAAACAUAUAGAAUUGAGCCAGCUGACCUGGUAUCCAAAAGAUAGUGGAGGAGAAGGAUACGCAGCUUGCUUCUUCAAAAUAAGAAUUGAAUUCGAUUCAACGGGAUCUGUGUCAGAAUCCAUGAAACUUCAACUUAAGAGCAUAGCCGGAACAAGAGAUUCGAUACAAGGAAAAUUGUAUGGGAUAACGCAAAGGCGAAUCGGUCGAGAGAAAAGGAGCCAGUCCAUAUGUUUAGAGUAUAAAUGUAGCGGAGUAAACGAUCCUAUUUACGAACCAGGUGUAGACUACACUAAAGUCAACGUUAAGUUCUCAUACCCCGUAAGUGAAACGACCUGUCAAAUUUCGCAAGAAUCAAGUUCGUUGGUUUCCUCUACAUCGCCUGGCGGAAACACUGCCCAAGUUGGAAACCAAGGUGGCUCUUACGAAUUCCUUGCACCAAGUGACACGCAUAUGGGCAUGGGGCUGUACAGGAUUACAUCGGAUGAUCUAGAUUUAAACAAAGCACAGAAAAACGCUCUUCAGGAAUGUCGAGCUGGGGCAAAAAAUUCUGAUGACACUGAUGAACUUGCAGGUGUCGGCAUAACAAUUUCUUGCACAUUAAACGAGAGUUUGUGCGAGACAACCGAUAGUGUCACUCUAGCCCCUGGUGGAAUUUCAAUAAAACCUAUAUUCGGUCCCCUACUCGAAACAUGCAUAAAAAAUGGGUCAAGGGUAGUUCGAGGAGAAAACUGGAUAUGGAACGAUCAGGACCUAAAUGGACGAGGAACGGUAGACGCAGUUGGUUUCUGGGAUGAAGAAUACAUGUUCCCCUGGGUAGAAGUUACGUGGGAUCUUGAUAAUCACACAAAUUAUUAUAGAAAUGGUAACGGAAAAUAUGACUUGUAUAUAAUAAUUGAGUGAUGUACAUAUAUUUAGUUCAAAGGUUACUCUUGGCUAUAUAGUGUUUGGUUUGUUUUAUAUCAUUUUCUGUUAUAAAUAUUCUUAUAAUCAUGAUGAUUGCUAAAUUUAUUCUUGUAUUCUCAUGCAUAAUGGCUCUCAUAUAAUGACUUUUUACUAAACAAAAUAUUUUGUGAUGUACAAAAAAAAAUCAUAUUUUACUGAAUGUUAACAUAACUCUUGUCCAUCUAUUUCUUUAAUUUGAAUGUGAUAUAUAUAUAUAUAUGUCUCAUCUUGUCUAAUACAUAGCUUAGAUGUCCUGUAAAUGCACACGAGCCUAAUCUUAUUGUCUUAACAUUUCUAUCUUUUGUACAUCUGCUAAACAUUUAACAUUAUGUUGAUAAUAGUCAGACAAAAAAGUGUUUAUGUGUAUUGUAUGUGUAAAUAAAUAUCACCUUGUCUUGCUCACUGUUGAAACCAUCAUGGUAUAUUUUAUCCAACACUCUGAUGUGGACAUCUAAAAAACUUUUAGCAAAUGUGCUAAUGACAAGACUCAAAACUCCAAAUUUUCAUUUUAGUCUACAAAUUUAUAGGAGGAGCAGUAAUGGUUAAACUGGCAAUAUAUAUAUAUACUGCACAUACAAUGUUUAACAGAUAUGAACACAUUUUCUGUUAAAAAUAACGAUAUUCAAGAUAGUUUAUGACAUACAGGAAUUCACUCUUCUGAGUCGGAGUCUCAAAUUCAGACUGACAACAUAUGAAUAUUGAACCUAAUGUGUCAUGGCUGCAAACAAUAAAGAUAAAAAGGAGAAAAUAAAAACGUGGAUGAUUUAGGGCACAAGAAGGACAACACAAGCGCACAUACUGUGUCAUACUCUGUGUCAUACUCGUAUAUGAAGUGUUUUGCAACAUGUUUAAAGUUUUUGACAUAUCAGUGGCAAUCAUUUUUUGGAAAGAGGACAUCUCUGAUAAUUCCAGUGGUAAUAAACAGCGCAAA